Messenger RNA from Cololabis saira (Pacific saury), 1225 nucleotides. It is a transcript of the gene eif1axb, whose product is annotated as eukaryotic translation initiation factor 1A X-linked b. Gene Ontology annotation, biological process: translational initiation. The transcript has 7 exons. NCBI's taxonomy places the organism in Eukaryota, Metazoa, Chordata, Actinopteri, Beloniformes, Belonidae. The record is from RefSeq and is a predicted model, not a curated record. Gene Ontology annotation, cellular component: cytoplasm. The coding region runs from base 142 to 576 and encodes 144 amino acids. Gene Ontology annotation, molecular function: RNA binding; translation initiation factor activity.
CCGGUGUGCGCAUGCGCGGAGCUCCCUCGCUACUCGUGCGGCUUCAGCUUUAGCUUCGUGUUUCUCUCUGUGAGCAGCGUCAUCUAACCAUCUAAAACACUCCGAGUCCCAGCCAGCUAACGCACCCGAGGGAGAGAGAACAUGCCCAAGAAUAAAGGAAAAGGAGGAAAAAAUCGGCGACGUGGAAAGAACGAGAAUGAGUCUGAGAAGAGAGAGCUGGUGUUCAAAGAAGAUGGACAGGAGUACGCUCAGGUGAUCAAAAUGCUGGGGAACGGGCGUCUGGAGGCCAUGUGCUUCGAUGGAACCAAGCGGCUCUGCCACAUCAGAGGAAAACUCCGGAAAAAGGUUUGGAUCAACACGUCGGACAUCAUCCUGGUGGGGCUGAGGGAUUACCAGGACAACAAAGCCGACGUCAUCCUCAAGUACAACGCAGACGAGGCUCGGAGCUUGAAAGCGUACGGAGAGCUGCCGGAGCACGCUAAAAUCAACGAGACAGACACCUUCGGGCCCGGAGACGAUGACGAGAUCCAGUUCGACGACAUCGGGGACGACGACGAGGACAUUGAUGAUAUCUAAAGAGCUGCUGCUGGAGGGAGACGCCCGAGUCCUGCACCCGCUGCUCCCGCUGGGACGUUUCCAGUCCGUUCAGCGCACCAUUAAUUUCAUUAACAUCAGCUUGUCAGUCCAAUCCAGUUUAUCGAUAUACGGCCGCGUUUUCCACUUUGUUCACCACCAGUACACAUCUUUGUUUUCAGUGCAUUUCAGACGGGGUGAGCACCAUCAGUACUUUGAUUUCUUGUUGUUAUGAGUAGAUGUGAGAUGCUGCUUCCGAAGGACCGUCUCGGUUGCCACGGCAGCAGCUUCAGCAGGUUGCCUGGCGACCGAUAGCGGCGCGCAGCGUUUUGCCUUUCCUGCACCCGUGCGGUUGGAAGAGACGACCUGAGCAGGCUGGCGGCCGGCGCGGGUGAAUAUCAGACGCUGGUGGAUAUUUACCUUCUUUUUUUUUUUGCUUCUAACAACAAAUUUGACAUCUUGCCGUGUCAGUCUUUUGAUUACUUUUUUAAUUUUUUGUCCAAGAAACGCUGUUUUGUAAAGGCCGACACCGAGACUGCAAAAUAUCACCAAAUGCGUCAUCUUUUAAAGAAAUGUAUUUAUAUUAAUUUCACUCUGUGGAAUCUAGAAACGUACAGAAUCUCUUGAUUCGCCAAUAAAAGGAUAAACCAUU